Molecule: messenger RNA, 270 nt
Organism: Blepharisma stoltei
Lineage: Eukaryota; Ciliophora; Heterotrichea; Heterotrichida; Blepharismidae
Source: the annotation of a GenBank genome assembly
AUGAAUUUUUUUAAAAAAAAAUAUUUUAAAAAGAAAAAAAAUUCUGCAAAAUUUUUACUAUUAAAAGUCCAAAGAAAAACAAUGCGCCAUAAAAAUCAAUCUCAAGCUAUCAAGAAAGCGUAUGCCAAGAUGAUGAAUAUCGACAAAAGCCAAGAAUUAAUUUUUACUCCCCCAUUUAAAUUGGAGCAAAAAAUCUUGUUCCAACUUAAAAGGAUUUUUUUUUUAAAAAAACAUUAUCUUAAAAUUUUUCUCCAUAAAAAAAUAUUAUAA